This is a messenger RNA of Penicillium angulare, 1635 nucleotides long. RefSeq names its product MDR family MFS transporter. NCBI's taxonomy places the organism in Eukaryota, Fungi, Ascomycota, Eurotiomycetes, Eurotiales, Aspergillaceae. Gene Ontology annotation, molecular function: transmembrane transporter activity. The coding region runs from base 1 to 1635 and encodes 544 amino acids. The record is from RefSeq and is a predicted model, not a curated record. Gene Ontology annotation, biological process: transmembrane transport. The transcript has 8 exons.
AUGUCCCUUGAGAAAGCGAAGCCAGAAACCCCCUUGGAAAACCACAGUCGGGAAUUGUCUGAUAGCCUUUCAUCACAAGAGCUCAAAUCAGAACCCACUGUUGAUCACAUAAGGGCUGCGACUACGGGCCCUGGUGAUCAGGAUCAUGAAUGGCUCACUGGCUUCAGACUUAUUAACAUCAUCGGUGCAGUAACACUAGCAAUUCCUCACAUUACAACUGAGUUUCAUUCGCUCGACGACAUCGGGUGGUAUGGCAGUGCUUAUCAGCUGGCAAGUGCGGCAAUUCAACCACUCACCGGGCGAGUUUACGCGAGUCUCUGCACGAAGUGGAGUUUCGUUGGCUUCUUCGCAGUUUUUGAACUGGGUUCUUUGAUUUGUGGUGUUGCCACGUCCUCUAAGAUGCUUAUUGUUGGACGAGCAGUCGCUGGAAUGGGCGCUUCGGGCAUUCUCAAUGGCGCACUUACAAUAAUCGCUGCCUGCGCACCUAUACAAAAGCGCCCAACAAUCGUUGGCCUUGUCAUGGGAGUUUCACAGGUUGGGCUAGCGGCUGGGCCUUUAAUAGGAGGUGCAUUGACACAGUAUACGACUUGGCGAUGGUGCUUUUAUAUUAACCUUCCAGUGGGAGGUUUGGUCGCUAUCAUGCUAGCUUUUGUCGAUGUCCCAGAACUAUUUCCGAAGAAAAGUUUUACAAAGGCCAUCAGAACCUUGCCAGGGCAGCUUGAUCUCAUUGGAUUCACUCUAUUUGCCCCAUCUGCUAUUCAGCUAUUACUCGCUCUUCAGUAUGGCGGAAACGAGUAUUCUUGGCAUAGCUCUCAAGUAAUCGGUCUAUUUUGUGGAGCUGGAGCAACUUUUAUUGUUUUCAUACUCUGGGAAUAUAGACAGGGUGACAAGGCAAUGAUUCCGUUUUUUAUCAUCCGCAAGCGAAUUGUUUGGUCAAGUAGCCUGUCAUAUGGACUUCUCAUGGCCCAAGUCUUUUGUGCUUCCUGGUAUCUCCCCAUUUAUUUCCAGGCAGUGAAAGGCAAGAGUCCAUUGACGAGCGGUGUUUACUUACUUCCGAGUAUUCUGGCCCAUCUGCUCACUGCUAUGUCAUCUGGAAAGCUAGUCGAGCGCGUGGGCUAUUACCUACCCUUCAUCCUCAUUUCCGGAGUCUUGACGGCAAUUGCUAACGGCUUGUUAUCGACACUGGCCCCUCACACGUCAUCAGGAAAAUGGAUUGGAUAUCAGAUUCUCCUUGGAGCUGGUCGUGCUAUAGGAAUGCAAAUGCCCAUUAUCGCCGUGCAGAAUGUACUCCCUCCUCCACAGAUCCCCGUUGCAACAGCUUUGGUUAUAUUUAGUCAGAUGUUUGCAGGGGCACUAUUUCUCAGCUUCUCUAACACUAUAUUGAGCAAUAGUUUGACAACUCUGAUUCCAAUAUAUUCACCUAGCGUGAAUCCGCAAGUUGUUGUCAAUGCUGGCGCUACGGGAUUUCGAUCCGCUAUCUCGGCAUCGCAACUGCCAGGCGUUCUAGUUGCCUACGCGGACAGUGUUAAUCGGGUAUUCUAUCUUACUGUUGGAAUGGCUUGCACGUGCUUUGUCUUUUCCUGUUUCAUGGGCUGGAAGGACAUUCGCAAGAAGACCGAGGUUGAAAACGUUUGA